Engraulis encrasicolus (European anchovy) is the source of this 2275-nucleotide messenger RNA. RefSeq names its product histidine ammonia-lyase (gene hal). Gene Ontology annotation, biological process: L-histidine catabolic process. The record is from RefSeq and is a predicted model, not a curated record. The transcript is spliced from 20 exons. Lineage: Eukaryota; Metazoa; Chordata; Actinopteri; Clupeiformes; Engraulidae. Gene Ontology annotation, molecular function: histidine ammonia-lyase activity. Bases 91 to 2064 code for a protein of 657 amino acids. Gene Ontology annotation, cellular component: cytoplasm.
CUGAUUGGCUGCCCCGACCAUUGCUUUGGUAUGUAUUACCUUGGAUAGACGCUCCCAUCAUCAUACUCUUGCCAGGCGCUGUAGGCCAAGAUGCCGCGUGUAACCGUGCACAUUAGGGAUGAGUGGAUGACGGUGCCCUACAGAGACUCCACAUCCACCAUACAGUGGUUAGGACAAGAGGCUUUGAAACGCUACACGAAGAACAAACCUGAUAACGGAGGACUGUCAAAGUCUGUCAAAGACAUUCGUUUCGUCGUCAGGAGGUGCCAAGGGCAUGGGUUGUUGGACGCGGAUGACACUAUCGAGGAUGUUCUGGAGGAUAAUGACUUUGUUGAACUGGCAAUUGAAGGAGACUCCAUGUCCCCUGACUUCAUCCAUUAUCAGGCAGGAGUAUCGCACAUAACCGCUGUGUACAGAGAACCUGAUGAUUUCUUGUUUCUAGAUGGCAACUCUUUAAGCUCUACGGAUUUGGUGAAUCUGGGAAAAGGACUCUACAAGAUCAAGUUGACCCCGGAGGCAGAGCACAAGGUUGUGCAAUCAAGGGAGCUUUUGGACACCAUUGUCAAGGAGAACAGAGUUGUGUAUGGAAUUACGACCGGCUUUGGGAAGUUUGCACGCACUGUCAUCCCUGUCAGCAAACUGAAAGAAUUGCAAGAAAAUCUCGUGCGCUCUCAUUCUGCUGGUCUGGGCAGCCCACUGAGCCCAGAGAGGACUCGCAUGCUGCUGGCUCUCCGCAUCAAUGUCCUGGCCAAGGGAUACAGUGGCAUCUCACUGGAGACUCUAAGUGCAAUGGUCCAGGCUUUCAAUUCAUCCUGCCUGUCGUUUGUUCCUGAGAAGGGCACGGUGGGGGCCAGUGGGGACCUGGCCCCCCUCUCGCACCUGGCCCUGGGCCUCAUGGGGGAGGGCAAGAUGUGGUCCCCCAAGAGCGGCUGGGCAGACGCCAAAUAUGUCCUUGAUGCGCAUGGACUGAAGCCUGUAUCACUCAAACCGAAAGAGGGACUGGCCCUGAUCAAUGGGACCCAGAUGAUCACAUCUCUGGGUGCAGAGGCGGUGGAGAGAGCGGAGGCCAUCGCUAGGCAGGCCGACAUCAUCGCCGCCCUCACCCUGGAGGUACUGAAGGGAACCACCAAGGCUUUCGACAGUGACAUCCAUGCGCUGCGGCCCCAUCCGGGACAGAGCCGGGUGGCCCUGCGCUUCCGGUCCUUGUUGGACUCCGAUCACCAUCCCUCAGAGAUUGCAGAGUCCCACAGGUUUUGUGACAGGGUCCAGGAUGCAUAUACCAUGCGCUGUUGUCCACAGGUUCAUGGUGUGGUGAAUGACACGAUUGACUUUGUGAAGAACAUUAUCAACACAGAGAUCAACAGUGCUACUGACAACCCUAUGGUAUUUGCGGAGCGAGGGGAGACCAUCUCUGGCGGGAAUUUCCAUGGAGAGUAUCCAGCCAAGGCUUUGGACUACCUGGCGAUCGGUGUUCACGAGUUGGCCGCGAUCAGUGAACGGCGUAUCGAGCGCUUGUGCAACCCGUCCCUCAGCGAGCUCCCCGCCUUCCUUGUCAACGAGGGGGGCCUCAACUCAGGGUUCAUGAUUGCACAUUGCACCGCUGCCUCUCUUGUGUCCGAGAACAAGGUGCUGUGUCACCCUUCGUCUGUGGACUCCCUGUCCACCAGUGCUGCCACGGAGGACCACGUGUCUAUGGGAGGCUGGGCGGCCAGGAAAGCCCUAAGGGUGGUGGAGAACGUAGAACAAGUUCUUGCCGUGGAGCUCCUUGCGGCCUGCCAGGGUAUUGAGUUCCUCCGCCCCCUGCGUACCACCACGCCAUUGGAGAAGGUGUACGACCUUGUGCGAAGCACAGUCAAGCCCUGGAUGAAAGACAGGUUCAUGGCUCCUGACAUUGAGGCGAUACACCGGCUCCUGAUAGACCAAAAGGUAUGGGAAGUGGCAGGGCCUUACAUCGAUAAGUAUCGUAUGGAGUACAUCCCAGAAUCCAGACCCUCCUCGCCUACUGCCUUCUCUCUGGAGUCCCCAACCUCUCCGACCCCAAGAAAGCGUGUCCGCCACGAGUGACCGGAUGAAAGCAUGCCCGCCAUGAGUGACAGGAUGGCAUGUUUCCUCGGCAUAAUAUUUCUAUUCCCUCUUUUUUUCUAAAACUUAGAAAUAUUCUUAAUGGUUACACAUCAGGCAUUGGAAGUGACACUACAUAGUUAGAGUUUUGUGUGCAAUAGGUAUGUAUGUGAUAUAUGAUUUUGACAAUGUCAAUAAAUUCCUUUUAAUCCCA